Messenger RNA from Diceros bicornis minor, 3944 nucleotides. Its product is annotated as olfactory receptor 7G1-like. Gene Ontology annotation, biological process: G protein-coupled receptor signaling pathway. The transcript has a single exon. Gene Ontology annotation, molecular function: G protein-coupled receptor activity; olfactory receptor activity. Lineage: Eukaryota; Metazoa; Chordata; Mammalia; Perissodactyla; Rhinocerotidae. The record is from RefSeq and is a predicted model, not a curated record. Gene Ontology annotation, cellular component: membrane. The coding region runs from base 130 to 1068 and encodes 312 amino acids.
CUCCCCUCUCUCAGUCUCCUUCCCUUCCCAAGACGGUUUUUGCCUCUGGUGAUGCUCCUUCUACUGGUUGAGAGAACACACAUUUGAUUGCCUUGUCACUCCACCUUUUCCAUCAGAUUCAACAACAAUAUGAAUUCCAGAAACGAAACACAUGUUUCAAAUUUCCUUCUCAUGGAAGUAACAGAGGAUCCGGAACUGCAGUCCCUCUUUUUCAGCCUGUUCCUGUCCAUGUAUGCAGUCACCGUCCUGGGGAACGUGCUCAUCAUCCUGGCUGUCAGCUCUGACUCCCAUCUGCACACCCCCAUGUAUUUCUUUCUCUCCAACCUGUCUGUUAAUGACAUCUGUUUAAGCACAACCACGAUCCCAAAGAUGCUGGUGAACAUCCAAACACAGAAUCAGAGCAUCAGUUAUCCAGGCUGCCUUACACAGGUCUGCUUUCUCCUGGUUUUUGCCAGUCUGGAAAGUUGUCUUCUUGCAGCAAUGGCCUAUGACCGCUAUGUGGCCAUUUGUCACCCACUGAGGUACACAGUCAUUAUGAACUCCCGCUUCUGUGUGCUGCUGAUUCUACUCCCUCUGGUUUUUAUCAUUAUGGAUGCCCUGCUCCACAGUCUGAUGGUGUUGCGACUGUUCUUCUGCACAAAUGUGAAAAUCCCCCUCUUCUUCUGUGAAGUUGUUCAGCUCAUCAAGCUUGCGUGUUCUGAUACCCUUAUCAAUAACAUCCUGAUGUAUUUUGCAACUAGUGUAUUUGGUGGUAUUCCUGUGUGUGGAAUCAUUUUCUCUUACAUUCAAAUAGCCUCCUCUGUUUUGAGAAUACCAUCAGCGGGUGGAAAGUAUAAAGCUUUUUCCACCUGUGGGUCUCACCUCUCAGUUAUGUCCUUAUUUUAUGGGACAGGCAUUGGAAAUAACAUUAGUUCUGCUCUCACAAACUCUUCUAGAAACACUGCAGUGGUUUCAAUGAUGUACACUCUUGUCCCUCAAAUGAUGAACCCUUUCAUCUAUAGCCUGAGGAACAGGGACAUGAAGGGAGCCUUGAGGAAACUCAUCAGUAGGACACCUUCUCUUCAGUGACUAUGUCGCCUGCUUUGAACUGGGGUUUCUAGAAUGAGUCAAAGUGACAGAAAUACUGGGUGAGCCAGAAUGUUUGAUUUUCUCAUCAACUUCUUCUAAAAUGACUGCAUAAUAUAAUGGGUAAGUGAAUUUUAACUUGGGGUUGAAAUCCAACUUGCUGCUUCUGUAGCUUUGUGGUGUUUCAAAAAUGAGUUCAUUCCCUAAGUUCAGUGUCUUUGGUUGGGUCCUUAGAAGGUCACCUGAGGCAAGGUUUACGUUGAUAUUGUUGGGAUGUCAGAAGGAAAAAAAGGGCGCUGUUGGAUAGGUCAGUGGGAGGAUCAAAUGACUCCCUGGUCAUAACAAAGACUCUAUUGUGUCUGAUCUCACGGUUGGGGCCAUGUGAAUUUCACCCCAGAGAACAAGCCUACUGUGAGAUGUAGGGGGAGCUGGGUUUUCAUACUCCAAUUUAGUAAUUCCUGAGAUCUGUCAGUGGUUGACAGUAUCUGUGCAGGGCAACCUCAGCAUCCAUUACACUCAGUUUUAUAAUCUACCAACCUGCCAUAAUGUGAUUAUUAGUGGUUGGAGAUGAUUCUGAGGCAUAUGAUCUUGAUUAGUGAAGAAGUCAUUGUUUCUUCUUAGAGAAAGUAUCCCUGAUUCUAACAUGCCAAAACAUUAAAGAGAACUGUCUCUCCCUACAAGGGUGUCAGAGGUAGGGAAUGUGGAGGAAAAUUCAUUUACUCCUCCAUGUGAUGCUUUUUUCCUGGGACUAGUUCCCCUCAUGGACUCAGACGGCUGCAACAGAUGCAGAUAUCAUAGCUAAACAUGAUGACCAGAGAAAGAAAUCUGACUCGUCUUCUUUAGGUCUAUUGAUACUUAAAAUUGUAUGGCAUCAUCCAGAAUAUAUACCUUGCAAUCCCUUCACUGUGGUUAGGAUCAUACGCCCCUUCUAAACCUCAUUCCUGAUGUGGAGAAAAUGAUUACUUUGAGAGUGUUAGACUGACUAUAUAAAGUGUAAUUCUUACACUGUAUUCCACCCCCACAAACACUGCAAGAACUUAGGACAAUACCUGACAUGUAGUAAGUACUCAAUAAAAUUAACUGGUAUCAUUGUGUUCCGUACAUGGCUAUGUUCAUAACUUUGUAUUCCUACUGUUCUCAUGGAUUUACUGUAUACUUCAGCAAUCAGAUUUUUCUUUUAUGUUAUAUUUCUCAGUUACUUUUUCUGGUCUGAGUAAUAUAAUAAUACAAACAGUGUUUAGGUAGGCAGAGCAAAGGUUGGUAAUCUGCUUCUGACAUAUUAUUUGCUUUGAAACCUUCUCAUUGGCUGAUUUGUAAGAAUAUAUCUGAAUUUUCACUUUUCUCCUUAGUCAUCUGAUCUUGUUUUGUUUCUUACUCAUCUGUGGUGGAGUCCUCACGGAGAUCAUACUUGAAUAAAAUUAAUUGUACCAUUGAUGUCUUAGAGCAUUGACUGCACUCAGGGUUCUCAUGCAAAACUUUUUAAUGUGUCUUUAGGAGGAAAGUUAUUCUGUGGAGGACUACUUUACUGUGAGAAGGAGAUGUUGAGUGCAAAACAAGGGCGGAGAAAGGGAAGUUAGCAAAAUUAGGACCAUCACAUUUCUCAUAACAACAUUUCAAAGAAUGAUCUCUAUGUGUGUGGGGUGAAAACAGUGAAGGUCUCACAAUAGAACAAAGAAGUUUCUGGAGAUCCUUGUGUCCUGGUGGUCAUCGGAGGUCGAGGAGGUUGUUUUAUUUUCAGCACCACAUAUGGAGUACAGCUUUGCCUGGGAAUCAUGGUCUCUCCCAGUGCAGAGCUUCCAGCAUUGAUGUUCACAGAGCACCUGCAGAGUUGAAUCACCUGGGGCCUUUGCACACACAACAGGUUUCCAAACUUCACCUAAGAACUACUGUCUUUGAAUCUCUAUGGAGACAUGUGAGGAAUGAGCCUCUUCAAUAAUCACCCUGUGAGAUUCUGAUGACCUCUGAAGUCUGAAGUGCAUGAAUUUAAUAUUAAAAGAAUAUGGGAAAAUGUAUUUAGUAUUAAGAAUAUGGGAGGCCUUUCCUCAAUUUCCUUUUUUAAUAUAACAUAUACUAAGUACUGCAUAAAAUCUAUGUGUAGUUCUAAAAGAAUAGUAACAUAAUAAGAACACAUUUAUCUAUCUAGGGGUUAAAAACGGGGCAAUGUCAUUGUUAUGGACUCUACCUGGAGCGUCUCCCACUCACAUCCCUCUGUCCUCUCAAGUGGCAAACACUAUCCUGAAUUCCGUACUUAUCAUUUUCUUUGAAGUUUUUCUUUUAGGUUGAAUUUUAUGAAAUUUCCAGUGUUUGAUCAUAUUUGUCCUAUGAAACAGGUAUUAGUUUUAAAAUCAUUGACUUUUCACCCCUGUGUGUAUUCCUAUCCUAUUUAUAAAUCUGCCUGUUUUCCAACUUGUUAAAUCUUAGUGUAUGAAUUUUGUGUCUUUAUUGUCUUCCUCUUUAUUGCUUUUUUGGGAUUCAAUCAUGUUGAUGGUAGCAGUAAAUAAUUAAUUUCCAAUACUCUGGACCUUUUUAUAUUAUUUAUGGUAUCUUUUCAAAAUAGAUGUCCUUGCUGUUACUGAUGGAAAUUUUGUUUUUUCGUAACCAGUUUUCUGGUAUUAUGAAUAAACUUGUUUGCAUAUUCUCUUAUAUGUCUCCUGGUGGAAAUGAGAGAGUGUAUUAUAAUUGGGAUGGUAAUAUUGGAUACAAGAGAGUACCUUUUCUCUUUGAGUAGUUCCAAAGCAUUUUCCUAAGUCAAUGAACACAUCUACACAUACACAUGAGAAAGUCCUGGUGAUCCAUAUCAUCACCAAGACAUUUUCAAGUACACUGAUAAUCUAAUGGGUGUAAAAAUGAUUUCAUUAAUUGAUAUGUCUCUUAUUAUA